Molecule: messenger RNA, 2946 nt
Organism: Sinocyclocheilus grahami
Lineage: Eukaryota; Metazoa; Chordata; Actinopteri; Cypriniformes; Cyprinidae
Product: rap1 GTPase-activating protein 1-like
Exons: 25
Coding region: 46-2199 (717 amino acids)
Biological process (GO): regulation of small GTPase mediated signal transduction
Cellular component (GO): cytoplasm
Molecular function (GO): GTPase activator activity
Source: RefSeq, a predicted model, not a curated record
GUAGAGUUCUGUCUCUGUUUUUCACAGCUGUAUGCAUUAGCCAAGAUGCCGCAGAGAAAGAGGAGUUUCACUUUUGGAGCUUACGGCGGAGUUGACAAGACAUUUUCCAGAGCCAGGAGUUUGUGGAAACAGGAUGGAGGAGAGCCCUGCAUUUCUAACACACUAGAUCCUUCACUGUUCCAGGCCUCACUGCCUCACUCAACGUUCCUCAAGACAACUGAUUUAUUUGAAAUGAUUGAGAAAAUGCAGAGCAACAGAAUGGAUGAGCAAAGAUGCACUCUUCCUCCUCCUCUCAAAACCGAGGAAGACUACAUACCUUACCCCAGCGUCCAUGAGGUUCUUGGCAGAAAGAGUCAAUUUCCCUUAAUUCUGCUGCCCCAGUUUGGGGGUUAUUGGAUUGAAGGGACCAAUCAUGAGCUGAGCAAUGGAACUGAUCUGGACCAGCUUCUGUCUCCCAAUUCACGCUUCAAACUGGAGUGCAACACCACUGCUAAGAUCUACAGGAAGCAUUUUCUGGGCAAAGAACACUUUAAUUACUAUACAGUGGACAGUGCCCUGGGCCACCUGGUGUUCUCCAUGAAAUAUGAUGUUAUCGGGGACCAAGAGCAUCUCCGCCUCAUGCUCAGAACUAAAAUGAAAACAUAUCACGACGUGAUUCCAAUAUCUUGUCUGACCGAAUUCCCCAACAUUGUCCAGAUGGCCAAGCUCGUCUGUGAAGAGGUGAACGUGGACCGAUUUUUCCCUGUGCUUUACCCAAAGGCCUCCAGGCUCAUCGUCACUUUUGACGAACACGUCAUAAGCAACAACUUCAAGUUUGGAGUAAUUUAUCAGAAGUUUGGACAGACCUCAGAGGAGGAGUUGUUUGGGAAUAACGAGGAGAGUCCUGCUUUGGUGGAGUUUUUAGAGUUUCUGGGACAGAAAAUCGAGCUCCAUGACUUCAAGGGGUUUCGUGGAGGAUUGGACGUGACACAUGGACAGACAGGCUCUGAAUCUGUGUACCACAAUUUCCACAACAAGGAGAUCAUGUUCCACGUGUCAACUAAGCUGCCUUACACAGAGGGCGAUACACAGCAGCUACAAAGAAAGAGGCAUAUAGGAAAUGACAUCGUGGCCAUCCUGUUUCAAGAGGAGAACACUCCAUUUGUGCCAGACAUGAUUGCCUCCAACUUCCUGCAUGCCUAUGUAGUGGUGCAAGUUGAAAAUGCCUGCUCUGACAACGUCCUGUACAAGGUUUCAGUAACAGCGAGAGACGACGUCCCCUUUUUCGGACCACCCCUCCCUAACCCAGCCAUUUUUAAGAAACGGGUGAUCCGCAGCAGGAGCCAGUCUCUGGACACCAUGGGCCACAAUAUCAGGAAGUACACAGUCUCCAAUAGUCACAGCGGCAGUUUCACCCACAACAACAACCACCACUCACCAGAGUCCCCCAAACCCCCUGGGAUAUCAUUGCUUGUCCCCGGCAAAAGCCCAAGUAAAUAUGGACGUCGUGGCAGUGCCAUAGGAAUAGGAACCAUAGAAGAGUCUUUGAUCAUUCCUGGAAAAAGCCCAACUAGGAAAAAGUCAGGACCCUUUAGCUCUCGACGUAGCAGUGCUAUCGGCAUUGAGAACAUCCAGGAGGUCCAGGAGAAGAGAAUUGCUGCUCUGUUGUCAGAGGACAGGACAGUGCUCUGUCUUUCUCUACCCAGCGUCACUCUCAAGAAUGGGAGGCUCGUCGUGGAUCCUUCCAACAGUAGAGAGUGCUCUCCCAGCACACAGAAGACUCCUGACAGUGGCCACGCCUCCCAGGACCCCAAGUCUGAAAACUCCUCCAAUCAGAGCUCUCCUGAGGUCCUCAUCACUAAGAACAGCUCAAACAUGUACUGCCGGGCUCCCUCCAUUCCUGAGGCUCAUGAUCUGUCCCGCUCCUCAUCUAACGCCAGUAGCUUUGCUAGUGUGGUAGAGGAAAAUGAAACAGAGGCCACAGAGGACUACGACACUGGCAUGGAGAGUCUGUCGUCAGCAGAUACUCCUCAUAAACGAGACUCGUUCACAUACAGCACAUGGCUGGAGGACAACAUGAGCACUACCGGUACAACCAGCAGGGAGAGCUCUCCUGCUCCUGGCAAAACAGAUGGUGGAAAGAACCAGGAGCAGAACCGUACAGACAUCCGCUUUAAACUUGAGCGACCAAAUGACCACAAAUCCACAUCGAACUGCUAGCCCCUCCUGCUUGACUGCCUCAUGGACAUCCAUCAGCAGUAUUUCCACUAGAAACACCUUAGAGAGAAAAGGAGAUCUUGAUGAAGAAGAGGACGAUGACAACGGUUGGCUGACAACAUGUACAUGGCCCAGAACCACAAUCGUGACCAUAUCUCCAUCAGGACACUGUCUACCCUCGCAGACUUGGCCAGAAACAGGAAGGAGUUGGAUACAGGCAGCCAGAGACUGUGCAUUGGCCCUCCUUCCAACUUGUCCUUCACCCUCCUUGUGAGUACAUCAGUAAAUGAAUGAGAACCUCCUCUGUAGCAGCGUCUACUGACAGGCCACUGUGCUAGUGAGUGGCUAAACUAGCAGGUUAUUUGAGGUCCUAACACUGUGCUGAAAUUCAAUUCUGCGAAGUUCGUCUCCUAAAGAACAUUUCAUCUGCUUGCACGACAAAAGCUUUUUCAGCUGUCCCAACUGGUGGACUCUGCAACAGGGAUAGAGUAUGUUUCUGAAACCUAAAAUGACAAAUGGGACACGAUACGGUUUUGAUGACUUUACUGUAAGUACAGUACACAUCAAAUGUGCUAUUUGGCACAGGGCUGUAGAGACCAAACCAUUUAUCAUAUUCUGAUAUUGAUGUUCUGUCGUUCAGAUUUCAGGUGUGAAAACCUUUAAUCUGAUAUUCAUUGCAGCAUUGCAAUACAUCCUUUGGCAUUAUUUAAGAGUAACAGCACUCAAAAAGUUUUCCUGCAAAGAAAAAAA